This is a messenger RNA of Zingiber officinale, 456 nucleotides long. RefSeq lists its product as uncharacterized. The transcript is spliced from 3 exons. The record is from RefSeq and is a predicted model, not a curated record. Gene Ontology annotation, molecular function: nucleic acid binding. The coding region runs from base 1 to 456 and encodes 151 amino acids. NCBI's taxonomy places the organism in Eukaryota, Viridiplantae, Streptophyta, Magnoliopsida, Zingiberales, Zingiberaceae.
AUGGGGGCAGUAUUGGUAAAAGAACAGGAUGAUGUACAGCGGCUAGUGUACUUCUUCAUCCAUCUAUUGAAAGGGGUCGAGUCUCGAUACACGACCCUGGAAAAAGCUACCAACAACGAGGCGCAGUAUGAGGCACUAUUGACUGGAUUGCAGGCAGCUCGACAUGUAGGGGUAACCCGGGCAUUCACUUCCGUGGCGUACCCACAGAUCAAUGGACACACCAAAGUCACUAACAGGGAGAUAGUGUGCGGGCUAAAGGUUAAGUUGGACCACAUGGGUGGCAAUUGGGUGGAAGAGCUCUCCAGCAUCCUAUGGGCAUAUCGAAUGACUCUUCGAGAAAGUACAAGGCUCACUCCCUUUCAUCUCGUCUACCGCAAUAAGGCAGUCAUGCCGGUUGAGGUUGGGGUUCCAUCCACCCGGCGUCUACUGUAUGACCCCAAGAAUGCUGAGCGGUAG